AAAAUGCGUUCCUUCAUCAUCUUCUCUACCCUUUUGGUCAUCCUUGUUCAAUGUGGAUACCCAGUUGCUGAGAAUAGCUAUCCAACUACACCAUCCUAUCCAACACCACCACCAUCCUACCCAACUCCGAAGAAGUAUCCAGUCGCUCCAACAUACCCAUCUACACCAUCCUACUCUGCUCCACCAGCUCAAUCUGCUUAUUCUUCAAGUGACAAUCAAGAAGAUACUGAAUCUGAAUCAGUUACUGGUGCUGCUUCAACAUCGGAGUAUCGCAAGCGCGCCAAGGCACGUACCGCGCACAAUCGGCAAUUCCAACGACGUGCUCUCCAGCCAAUCAAGAGAUUCCAACAGAAGAAGCAAUAGAUUUAGUAGUUUUAGUGCAAAUUGCACUGUGAUUUUUUAAAACUUGAACAAAUAAACAUUUCAUAAUUCAA
Messenger RNA from Caenorhabditis elegans, 434 nucleotides. It is a transcript of the gene Y47D7A.2, whose product is annotated as Extensin-like. Bases 4 to 363 code for a protein of 119 amino acids. The record is from RefSeq and is marked reviewed. The transcript has 2 exons. NCBI's taxonomy places the organism in Eukaryota, Metazoa, Nematoda, Chromadorea, Rhabditida, Rhabditidae.